This is a messenger RNA of Phytomonas sp. EM1, 1242 nucleotides long. The record is from the annotation of a GenBank genome assembly. NCBI's taxonomy places the organism in Eukaryota, Euglenozoa, Kinetoplastea, Trypanosomatida, Trypanosomatidae.
AUGGCGUUCAGUGCUACUCGGAAGCUCAGCGCUGCUGUGCGGGAUGAUAAUCCCUACAGCCGCCUCAUGGCUCUUCAACGCAUGGGGGUUGUCGAGGAUUACGAAGCGAUUCGAUCGAAGGCCGUUGCGGUGAUCGGCGCCGGUGGGGUAGGCUCCGUUGUUGCAGAAAUGUUAACCCGCUGUGGGAUUGGCAAGAUCCUCCUUUUUGAUUACGAUAGCGUGGAGUUGGCGAAUAUGAAUCGACUCUUCUACCGCCCUGAACAACAAGGGUUGAAGAAAGUAGACGCGGCGAAGAUGACGCUGGAAGGGAUCAAUCCCGAUACCUGCGUCGUGCCUUAUGCCUUCAACAUCACCCACGCCGAUCAUUGGGAGGAUUUUUCCAACGCCUUAACGAAAGGCGGGAUGCAGCCAGGCGGGGCCGUGGAUUUGCUGCUCUGCUGCGUGGAUAACUUUCAGGCGCGGCUGACGGUGAAUAUGGCGUGCUUAACGCAUCGGAUUCCUUGGAUGGAAAGCGGGGUGGCGGAAAACGCGGUGAGCGGGCAUAUCCAACUCCUCCUUCCGGGCGUCUUGCCCUGUUAUGAGUGUUGCCCCCCGCUCGUGGUCGCGACGGGGCUUCCCGAAGCGAAACGCGAGGGCGUCUGUGCGGCCUCGUUGCCCACCACAAUGGGCAUCAUCGCGGGGUUUCUUGCGCAAAACACCCUGAAAUUCCUCCUCAACUUCGGCACCGUGAGUGAGUACAUCGGCUACGACGCGAUGCAGGAUGUUUUUCCGCGAAUUACGAUCAAAGCGAACCCGGAAUGCCGCAAUCACCUCUGCGUCGUGCGGCAACAGGAAUAUGCGAAGAAGGUGGCGGCGAUGGGGGAGGCCGCGCAUCCAUUAUACGCGGCACGCCAAGCUCGGGAUGAGCGCGCGGCGAAACAAGAAGUGCUCGCUAAGGAACGUGCGAAGGCGUGCGCGGCGGAAUGGGGGAUUACCGUGGAAGAUCAAGGAAAGGCAAGCCUCGCGCCCUCCCAUGCCGUGCUGGGGGGGAUCGAAACAGGUGCGGAGAACCCACACGCCAUGCGAUCCACCGAUGGGGGGAGCCCGAAGCCUGCGGUGGAGUACGCCUAUGCUGGAGGCGAAGCAGAGGUCGAUGAAACCCUUCUUGGAGAAGGGGGGGUCGUGUCCUCCGCGGGGGAGCGCGUAGAAACCGUCAGUGAAUCGAUCGAGGAGCUCAUGGCGCGCAUGAAGGCACUCCAUUAA